Psammomys obesus (fat sand rat) is the source of this 4274-nucleotide messenger RNA. It is a transcript of the gene She, whose product is annotated as Src homology 2 domain containing E. The record is from RefSeq and is a predicted model, not a curated record. Gene Ontology annotation, molecular function: phosphotyrosine residue binding. Bases 148 to 1617 code for a protein of 489 amino acids. The transcript is spliced from 6 exons. NCBI's taxonomy places the organism in Eukaryota, Metazoa, Chordata, Mammalia, Rodentia, Muridae.
CCGCCGGCCCAGGCGGUGGAGUGCAGAGCACGCCGCGCCGUCCGGUCGCCGCGCCGGCCAGCUUCGGGCGGCGGUGCCCUCCCUGCCGGGCGCACGCGACCGUCGAGCGGGAGCCUCGCGGCGGUUUCCAGCGCCCAGCCCCGGGGAAUGCGGCGCCCCCCGGCCUCUGGCGCCCCUCGGUGUCUUGGCUGGGCCUCCUCGCUCGUCUGCUCCGUGGCCUCGACGCUCCCGGGCCCCCCGAUGGCGGCGAAGUGGUUCAAGGAGUUCCCGCUGACUCUGAAGACCGCGUCGGAGCGCGCCAGGCCCGGGGGCGCCGGUGGCAAGCCGCGCAAGAACUCGGAGACCGGCGGCGCGGCGCCCACCCCGGGAAAGGGCCGCAAGAACUCGGCGGCCGAGCUGGGAGGCAGCAGGGCGGCCAGCGGCCCCCCCAAGGACAGCCGGCUGUCCAGGGACAGCCUGCAGGGUCUGAUCCAGGCCGCGGCAGGCAAAGGCCGUAAGAACUCCCGGGUCACCGCCGCCGCUACGGCCACCACCACCGAGGAGGAGCCCCAUCGGGCUGCGGUGGCCAAGAGCACGGGCUGCAGCACCUAUAUCAGUAGGCUCAUCAAGGUGGACACGCAGGAGAAGAAUGGUAAGAGUGGCUACCCGGGCGGCGGCAGCACCAGCGGCUCCGGCAGCUCUUCUUCUUCCGCGUCCUCUUCCCCAUCCUCCCUGGGCCCCGAGCUGGACAAAGGCAAGAUAAUGAAACAGCAUGACAUGGUCAUCAUUUUAGAAGAUUAUGCUGACCCAUAUGAUGCCAAACGUACAAAAGGUCAAAGGGAUGCAGAGAGAAUGGGUGAAAAUGAUGGCUACAUGGAGCCCUACGAUGCACAGCAAAUGAUAACAGAAAUCAGACGCCGUGGCUCCAAAGACCCCCUGGUGAAAGCCCUGCAGCUGCUGGAUGGCCCAUGUGAGCCAGGGGACACCAUGAAGGCAGAGGCCACAGCCAAGAGACGCAGCUCCAAGGACCUUCUGGGGAAGCCGCCGCAGCUCUAUGACACCCCAUACGAGCCCUCAGAGGCCAGCCAGUGGGUGGCAGACAGCAGGCUGCCAGAGGAGGAUGACCGGCCUGCUGCUGAGUAUGAGCAGCCCUGGGAAUGGAAGAGGGAGCAGAUCGCACGAGCCCUGUCAGUCCAGUUUGAAGGAACUGAUCGACUUCAAGGCAAAGAAGAGGCAGGGAGACAGUACCACUGGCAGAAGACCUUAAAACCAACCCUUUCAGAUCAUGGUGAUGGGGAGAAGGUGGACCCAGGCCUGGCCCUGGAAAAGCAGCCUUGGUAUCAUGGCACCAUUUCCCGAGCUGAGGCUGAGAGCCGACUCCAGCCCUGCAAAGAAGCUGGUUACCUGGUCCGAAACAGUGAAUCAGGGAACAGUAGGUACUCCAUUGCACUGAAGACUAGUCAAGGGUGUGUCCACAUCAUAGUGGCUCAGACAAAAGACAACAGAUACACUCUGAAUCAGACCAGUGCUGUGUUUGAUAACAUCCCUGAAGUGGUACACUAUUAUUCCAGCUCGAAGUUGCCUUUCAAAGGGGCAGAACACAUGACCCUACUCCACCCUGUGCACAAGCCUCAUUAAGGUCCAGACAGCAAGAGCCCCGGCACCUGAAAGGGCAUCAGCACCCACCAUCGUCACGUGGAAAGGACUCUUCUGCUGUAGAUCAGGAGUCAGGUGCUUAGAAGUCAAACAAUCUGUGGCCUUAGCUCCAGGGCACGUGGUUCUGAUCUGUUUUCCCUCUCCCUGCCAGGUAGCUCUGCUGUAUGAAACGCUUGCCCGUUACCUUCUCUCUUGGAGUAGUAGUUCUGUUUGGGGUGGGACCCUUAGGAAAGGCAGGUCAAGAGCUCAGGAACUCUGAACUUGUGCCGGGGUGCCUGGCCUCUGGACCACAUAGGCUGGAAGAUCUUGCAGCAUGAGCUGCUCAUGGGGAAGUGGAUGGACAGUGGGAAAUGGGAACAAUGGACAGGAAAGCUGCCUUUCUCUGUGUCCUGCCACAGCUGUGGCCUUCACACAGCAUCUACAACCUGAGAGCUACACUACAGGGCUGUUUGGUUGUUGGCCUUCCUGAGACUGGUAUUUGCUUUCUUGCUUUCUCUCAUUUUUUCAGAGUCAGUACUACGAGCAAAAACUGGAGGAUCCCAGAUUAAAGUGUUACUGCCAUAAUCAAGCAAUGGCAUCCCUUAUAUGAUUCUGAUUAUUACCAAGUGUACUCCAAAGAUUUGGUUUCUGAUUUUUGAAAAAACUUUACAGAGUUCAACGACUGUUUUGUUGUUGGAUAAUUACACAGCACUUCAGACAUCUUUUUUUUUUUUCUCUCUUUGUGCAUUUUAAUUGCAGGAAAUCAUCUUUAGGUUUUUUUGUUAAAAUUAGAUUUGCUUUGUAUUUUUAGCAAAUUAAUAUUUACAACAAAAUUGGGAUCCAGUUGUAUGAACUGGAAAUAUUCCCCCUUAUGUACAGAACAAACCAAUGUUGUAUCUUACAGAAGCACUUUGAAAGACACUGAGGCGCUCUGUACUGCUCUAAUGUGAUAUGUCAUUGUCUGUUUAUGCUUGUGAUCUGUCUGUUGUGGGCAAUCUCAUGGGAGUGGCAUGCCAUGGGUAGACAUGAUAGGUGACGGGCUGAACCAGAACUGGAUGAACGUUUCUUGCUCAGGUUUGUAAACUGGGUCUCAAGACUGUUCCCAAGACAAUUCACUGACCAAGCUCGGGUGAAAAGUGAGUACUUGUCACUUCUUUCAGAUGCACAAGAAAUAUUAACCUGGCCAGACUUCUUAGGAGAACACAGCUUCAUACUCAGCUUCGUCACUGCCUGAUGGACACCUGGGCAGACUUUUCUUCUGUUUCAGUGAGGAUCUUAGCGAAAGGGUUGUGGGAUAUUUUGCUUUUAAACGUUGAAAGGGACUUUUUCUCAGUGGAGCAGUGCUCUUCACAGAGGCUGCUCUCACAGUACUGAUGGUUGUUUUGGCCCCCGUGUGUGUAGUACAGGGCAUUUCGUGUUAAAACUUUCAGUAGCCACAGUUCCAAUCCCAUCCAGCAAACUUUUAUUAUCAUUUAGUACCUUCUAUAUGUGCAUUGUUUGCUGUGUUAAACCUGUUUCUAGGUCAUUAUUCUAGCCAUGGAGCCUUAUUUUUGGCUUAGCCUUCCUUACUCUUCAAAGGAAUGCUUUGAGAAUUAAUGCUAAGAGAAUUAUAAACGCUUCUGUGUGGCAGGAUCUGGGCCCACACCCAGCGACUCUGAUGAACGCAGGCCUGGCAUAUCAUUGUCACCCAGGCUUCUCCGUGUGCCCAGUGUGUUCCCUCUAUAUUUGCUUUACAUGACUGAAAAUGGAGGAAACAGUUUAUAUACAGUCUAGUCUUCAUGGUAGGGGGGUGGGGGCUAUAAAAAGGAAAAGUGUCAUACAUUAGUGGAAGGAGCAUGUUAAAGCUGCUGUUUUCUUCCUAAGUUGUGACACAGGGGACAGAAGCCAGGGAGCUCACAGCUGGGAGGUGGCAUAUGGUGCCCUAUGUUCUAAAACAACAGGUCCCAGCAGGAAGUCCUAACCAUCACUGGUCAGCCUGGGCCAGCUGAGCGCGAGCUCUGAGGCUUGUCCUCCUAGCUCCAGAUAUUUGGGGUCUUUGUCAUUUUCUCCUGAUAAACAUAUUUUUCUGUUAUCUUCAUUCCUUUGAAUUGAUUCUGUCUCCCAGAAAAAAAAAAUUUUUUUUCUAGAAAAAUUGUCUUUUGGUGAACCCUCAAGAUGCCUUGAACAUCUGUAGCAUUUAUAGAGCUGUCCUUUUGUUCUUUAGAAACACUUCUUUUUAAAAACUGCUCUGUUCCAGGUUACUGACUUAGACAGGAACCACUGAGAAUGGAGGGCACCUGUAAGUGGCAGAGGCAAGAAUUCAAAACUAGCUUGGGCAACAGAGUGAGAGUGUCUCCAAAAAGAAAACAGAAAGGCAAAUGAUUUCUCUAUUUUCUGUGGUAGCAUAGCAGUUUCUAUCAGGAUAUGUUUUAACAACUUCUUCUGGUGGCACAGGCCAGCAGGAUAUGCUGAGCGGGCAGGGAUGGGAGGAUCCUGAGUUUGAGCUUCCUCCUAGGUUCCACCUUAGGAGUAGAGAGACAUGGCUCAGAGGUUGAAAAGACUUGCUGCUCUUCAGUUCCCAGCACCCACAUGCAGCCCAGUUCCAGGGCCUCUGCUGCCCUCUUCUGGCCUAUAAGGGCCCCGACAUGCACAUGGUUCACACAUCUAUAUACAAACAUUCA